Alosa sapidissima (American shad) is the source of this 1900-nucleotide messenger RNA. RefSeq names its product zinc finger protein 347-like. The record is from RefSeq and is a predicted model, not a curated record. NCBI's taxonomy places the organism in Eukaryota, Metazoa, Chordata, Actinopteri, Clupeiformes, Clupeidae. The transcript is spliced from 7 exons. The coding region runs from base 62 to 1900 and encodes 612 amino acids. Gene Ontology annotation, biological process: negative regulation of transcription by RNA polymerase II. Gene Ontology annotation, molecular function: DNA-binding transcription repressor activity, RNA polymerase II-specific.
GCAUUAUAUAAACAACAGCUAGUGAAGUCUGAUCUCAAAUGUUCACGAACUGGAGUCUGAAAUGUCAGGAUUUACUGAAUCGACACCGCUGCCCAUGCCAGUGAAGGAGAUAAAAGAAGAAGAGUUUGAUGAUUUCCUUCAAGAGCACCUGUUUGCAGACCAGGAAGUAAAAGAAGACCCUGGACUGGAUUAUGACUGCAAGACUGAAACAAACACAUCACCAAUGUAUGACUGCAAAGAAGAACAGUCUCCACUGAUGGAAAUAAACAAGGAGGAAGACGCUGAUUUCAGAUUAGUUAUUCGUAAAGACUCCUACCCUACAGAUGGGAUGAGACAUACUGCGGAAAAGGCCCAUCAUUGUACAGAGUGUGGAAAAGCCUUCUGCAAGAUUAAUCAUCUCAAGUCUCACCUGAGGACCCACACAGGAGAAAAGCCGUUUCAGUGCUCUGAUUGUGGAAAGGCCUUUAGUCAAAAGUCUAAUCUAACAAAACAUCGGAUGGUCCACACAGGAGAAAAGCCGUACCAGUGCACUAACUGUGGAAAGGCCUUUAGUCAAAUGUCUCAUCUCCAGGUACACCAGAUGAUCCACACAGGAGAAAAGCCGUACCAGUGCUCUGACUGUGGAAAGGCCUUUAGUCAAAUGUCUCAUCUCCAGGUACACCAGAGGAUCCACACAGGAGAAAAGCCAUAUCAGUGUACUACAUGCGGGAAGAGUUUCAGGACUAAGACAGAGGUCAACGUCCAUGAUCGCACACAUAUGGGAGACAAGCCAUAUCCGUGCCCUCACUGUGGGAAGGCCUUUGGUCGAAGAUCUGGUCUAACGCAACACCAGAUGAUCCACAUAGAAGAAAAGCCGUAUCAGUGUGCUACAUGUGGGAAGAGCUUCUGCUGGUCAACUUUCACUGUCCAUCAUUGCACUCAUACAAGAGAAAAGCCAUAUGAUUGCUCUGAAUGUGGAAAGGCCUUUACUCAAAUGUCUAGUCCAAUGAAACACCAGAGAAUCAACACAACAGAAAAGCCAUAUCUGUGGACUACAUGUGGGAAGAGUUUCAGCUUUAUAUGUGGACUACAUAAUUUGUUCCACUACACAGAACUGGAGUCUGAAAUGUCAGGAUUUGCUGAACCAACAGCGCUGCAUAUGCCAGUGAAGGAGAUAAAGGAAGAAGAGGUUGAUGAUUUCCUUCAAGAGUACCUGUUCGCCGUUCAAAAAGUAGAAAACCCCGAACUGGAUCAUGACUGCAAGACUGAAACACCCAUAUCACCAAAUUUCAACUGCAAAGGAGAAAAGUCUCCAAUGAUGGAAAUUAAACAGGAGGAAGACUCUGAUUUAAGAGAAGAUUUCCAGAAAGAGGCUUUUCCCACAAAUGAGAUGAGACAUACUGCAGAAAAGGCACAUCAUUGUACAGAGUGUGGAAAAGCCUUCUGCAAGAUGAAUCUUCUCAAGUCACACCUGAGGAUCCACACAGUAGAAAAGCCAUAUCAGUGCUCUGAUUGUGGAAAGGCCUUUAGUCGAAGUUCUAAUCUAAUACGACAUCAGAAGGUCCACACAGAAGAAAAGCCAUAUCAGUGUACAACAUGUGGGAAGAGGUUCAGAUAUAGGUUUGAGGUCAAAAACCAUCAGCACACACACACAGGAGAAAAGCUCUAUCAGUGCUCUGACUGUGGAAAGGCGUUUAAGCAAAGUUCUAGUCUAAUGCGACACCAGAAGGUCCACACAGGAGAAAAACCACAUCAGUGCUCUGACUGUGGAAAGGCCUUUACUCAAAGGUAUCAUCUAAAGGAACACCAGCGGAUCCACACAGGAGAAAAGCCGUUUCAGUGCACUACAUGUGGGAAAAGUUUCAGUCAGUGCUCAACUCUUAUAACCCAUCAGAAGGUACAUACUAGAGUUAAAUAUUAG